This is a messenger RNA of Cucumis sativus (cucumber), 1398 nucleotides long. RefSeq lists its product as uncharacterized. Lineage: Eukaryota; Viridiplantae; Streptophyta; Magnoliopsida; Cucurbitales; Cucurbitaceae. The record is from RefSeq and is a predicted model, not a curated record. The transcript is spliced from 4 exons. Bases 454 to 1398 code for a protein of 314 amino acids.
AAGUUGAGAUUUAGGAUAAAUUGGAGGUGAAAUGACGAAAAUACCCUCUUUUAUUUUCCUUCCUCUUUUCUUCUUUUUCCUUUUCUUCAACCCGAAGACAGAAGGCCGUUCAAAAGAAAAACGUAAACUCGCAUUUGAACUCUCCCGCGUCUGCAGUUACCCUCUUCAACUCUCUCCCGCCUCCGGUGAACGUUUUUCUCUUCCGUCCAUUUCUUCUCCACUUCCAUCCAUUUCUUCUUCACGACUCUCCGCUAUAUUUUCCGAUUUCAACUUGUUCACCGAACGUCUCCAUUUCUUCUGCACGGGUCUCCAUUUCGACUUCAUCUCCGGCGGACGCUUCUCCACUUCCAUCCAUUUCGAUUUCAGGUUUGUUUUCACCGGACCUCUCCAUUUCUUAUCCACUCCUCUACAUUGGCAGUGCCGUAUCCAUCAUCUUUGAAGUCAAGUCUCAGUAUGGCUUCGACAUCAACUAACGGUCCCAUGUACAAGAUUGACCCUGCUCAUCAUUUUCAGUCUAUAGUAAGUAGUUUAGCACAUUUAGAAAACAGUACACGUACAAUAAAGGCUAAAUUGAAACCGGAUCAAUUAACCUUAUUUAGAAAUACAAAGUUCGGCCACUUUUUGGAUCUGAAUAUAAUCUUUAAUGGGCCGCUCAUCCACUACUUAUUGUUAAGAGAGGUGGAAGAUGAAAGGGUUGAUCACAUAAGUUUCAAGAUAGGAGAAGUCGUGUGCAGUUUUGGAAGGAGAGAAUUUAAUAUGAUGACGGGUCUAUGGAGUUCUCAACCAGAGCCUAUUGAUUUGGUUGGGAAUAGUAGGUUGUUGGAGAAGUUCUUCGAACAAAAAAAGUGUAUUUAUAUAAGUGACUUAGAGGACACAUUUGUGGAAUACGAGGGGGAUGACGAUGACGAUGACAUAGUUAAAUUAGCUCUAGUUUACUUUAUAGAGAUGUCAUUGUUAGGAAAAGAUAGGCGGACGAAAGUGGACCGAACUUUAUUUAGGAUUGCAGAUGAUUGGACCACAUUUAACAAUUACGAUUGGGGAGGGUUGGUUUUUGGACGUACACUUUCUGCCUUAAAACGAGCCUUGGACAUGCAACAUGCCAAGGGAAAGAAUAAAUCAACUAAGACAAAAUAUACUGUCAUGGGAUUUCCGCAGGCGUUACAGGUUUGGGCAUAUGAGUCUAUACCAACCAUCACUGAAUGUGGUGUACAUAAAGUAAGCAACGAUGCAAUACCACGAAUGCUGAGGUGGGUGUGCGAACUAUCGCCGAAGUCUCAUGUCCUACAGAGGCAGGUGUUUGACUCACCAAUGUUCUUAAUUAACGUGGUAAUUGAGAUGAUGCCUGAAGAGGAGGAGCAUCUAAGAAUGUCUUCAGGGUAUGUUCUAGAUGCAUUGUAA